UUAACGCUUCACUGCUGUUUGCCAGGACUGUACUGUACCGGAGAUGUCAAGAUGGCUGCAAGCAACUAUUUCGGCUUUACACAUGGUGCCGGUCCACAAUACAGUACCCAGCCUCCUCCGGCCUACUCCCAUCCCUCUACAGCCACCUAUAGCGUCCAGCAGGCUCCUGCUGUGGCUCAUGCAGUGACAGCAUCAUACUCACCAGCUCCAGUCCAGGCAGCCCGACCUGUGGCCUCAGCCUCUUACCCCACCUAUCAGAGCCACCUGGCACCUCAAGACUACACCUACAGACAACCAGAUCCCCCACAGCCCACCACCACCCCACAGACGUACCAGGUAUACUCAGACAUGCAGGACAACUAUAGUUAUGGGCGGCCUGCUGCUGUAACGACUUAUGACAACAAACAGUACUACCAGACAAGUAUAGCCCCGGCCCAGAGGACACCCACUGAUAAUUACUACCAGACUGGAGUGAAGACCUCUUACAGUCCAGCCCCCACCACUGCCUACAGCCAGCCUCCUCCACCUCAGAGGCAGGUGACUGCCCUAAAGCCCUUGGUCCCCUCCAGCUCUGUGUCUACCAACUACAACAUCUACCCAGUAUCCACCAGUGUCCCGCAACCUCCAACACCAAUUUCAUCCUACACACUUGGUUCUUCCUUCAGCUCCACUGUUUCAGCCACCUCCUACUCUGGCAUUAGCUACUCUAGUUACAACUCAAUUGGCUACACCUCUGCAUCUGCCCCCUCCUAUUACCAGCCGGCACAGCAGACUUUAUCCCAACCCCAGCCUCAACCACAGCCAUCACAGCAGCCUCAACAGCCCCAGCCCCCCGUUCAGCCGCCGCCCAAGCAGCUGACAAGCUCAUCUUGGAGUAACUCAGGCAGCAACAUGGUGACAGCUCCAACUGGAAAUGCCUACAAAAAGCCUUCUUUUCAUCAGAAUAAGUUGCAAAGGCCAAAAGGACCUCCUAAACAGCCACAGCUGCAUUACUGUGAUAUUUGCAAGAUCAGCUGUGCAGGCCCUCAGACAUACAGGGAACACAAUGAAGGCCAGAAGCAUAAGAAAAAGGAAGCAGCUUUAAAAGCUGGGGGCCAGACUGGGACCAGCAACGGGCCCAGAGGAGUCCAAACUCAGUUACGGUGUGAGUUAUGUGAUGUAUCAUGCACUGGAGUAGACGCCUAUGCUGCCCAUAUCCGUGGGGCCAAACACCAGAAGGUGGUGAAACUUCAUACCAAGCUUGGCAAACCGAUACCUUCUACUGAGCCAGUGUUGGUGAAUUCUGCUCCAGUUAUCACGACCUCGACAGCAGGAAAGCCUCCGGUCUCGUCCUCAGCUUCUGUCACAGUUUCAACUACAUCCACUCCCGUGAUUCCCAAACAGUCGCCUGUAAACACCACAACCAAAUCAACCCCACCAGUCAAGAAACCAGCUCCCUCCAAAAUAACAUCCAUUUCCAAUAAGCCAACAAGUUUUCCAGCAGCAUCAGCAGCAUCAGUAGCAUCGGCAGCAUCAGCAGUGGUAACGGUGGUGGCAGCUAAAGUGGAGGAGCCUGUUCACAUGUCAGUCCAGAAGAUGGAGCCUCUGAGUGAUGAGGACAGAGUUGGAGGCCAAGGAGACAUCCAGCCUGUGGGGCAUGACUAUGUAGAAGAGGUACGUAAUGAUGAUGGAAAAGUGAUUAGAUUUCACUGUAAACUGUGUGAGUGCAGCUUCAAUGAUCCCAAUGCUAAAGACAUGCACCUAAAAGGAAGAAGGCACAGGCUACAAUACAAGAAGAAAGUGAACCCAGAGCUUCCUGUGGAGAUUAAGCCCAGUAACCGGGCCAGGAAGCUUCAGGAGAGCAAGCUAAAGAAGCAGAAGCAGAAAGCGGUGCUAAAGAGACAGCGAGAUGAUGAGCAGCGCUGGCACAUGGAGAUGAGGCGAUAUGAGGAGGACAUGUACUGGAGGAGGAUUGAGGAGGAGCAGAUGUACUGGGGGGACCAGAGACGUAGGAUAGCUCCUCCACCACUAAUGAGUCGCCCUGGUAUACCAGUGCCCCCUCUGCUGACUUGCGUUCGAAGGCCUGAUUCUCCUGAUGACCGUUACAUCAUGGCCAAGCACUCCACCAUUUACCCAGUAGAAGAGGAGCUCCAGGCUGUGCAGAGGAUCGUCUCCCACUCAGAGAGAGCUCUAAAACUGGUGUCAGACUCCCUGCUUGAGAAGGAGAAACUAGCUGUUACUACUGCUGCUACUGAGGGAGUAGAUGAGAAGAGUACUGAAAACACUGCUCGGUUGCUAAAAGGUGUGAUGAGAGUUGGUAUCCUGGCCAAAGGCCUGCUGCUUCGUGGGGACAGAAAUGUUGAACUAAUCUUGCUGACUGCAAAGAAACCCACCAUCUCGUUACUAAAGACCAUUGCUAAGCACCUACCAAAGGAACUGGAGACAUUUUCUGAAGAUCAGUAUGAGGUGCAGGCUCACCCCGAGGAGGCGAACAUCGUGAUAUUUUCAAGCAAGGAGCCCAAAAUGCAGGUGACCAUUUCUCUCACCUCGCCGCUGAUGAGGGAGGACCCUGCUGCUGAGAAGGACAAGCAGGGAGAAGAAAAAGCGGCUGAGAAAGGUGUGGUUGAGAAUGAUCCUCCUGAUCUUCUGAAUAAAAAGAAAUGUUUGGAAUACCUGGCAGCUCUCCGUCAUGCCAAAUGGUUUCAGGCUCGUGCAAAUGGGCUGCAGUCUUGUGUGAUCGUCAUUCGGGUGCUGAGAGAUCUAUGUCAGCGUGUUCCCACCUGGGGGAAGAUGCCUGGUUGGGCAAUGGAGCUGCUGGUGGAGAAGGUGAUCAGCAGUGCCACAGGCCCGCUCAGCCCAGGGGAGGCCAUGCGAAGAGUCCUGGAGUGCAUCUCUACAGGCAUCCUGUUGCCAGAUGGGCCAGGUUUGAUGGAUCCCUGUGAGAAGGAUCAAACAGAUGCUUUGGAGUGCAUGAAGCUUCAAGCCCGGGAGGACAUAACUGCUAGUGCACAGCACGCUCUGCGGCUGCUUGCCUUCCGCCAGAUCCACAAGGUCCUGGGCAUGGAGUCACUACCAGCAUCAAAGGCCAGUGCACGCAACCGCAAACGACGACGGGACAUCAGCGACACGGGUGAAGGCGAGGGAGAAGGCAAAAAAGACAAGAAGGAAGAAGAAUCGAGUGCUUGACCUCUGCCUCUAGUGCAGAGGAGUUUGCUAGUUUUAGGGACUGGUAGAAUGUCACACCUUUAAACUUUUUAUGGAAACAAUCUUAACACACAGCUACACAUGUAUAAGUAUAACUUUGACUCUACAUGUCCAUAUAUGUCCACCCUUAAGAGGUUUGGGGCUGACGUUUGAGGAUCUGUUCUACAAUUCCUUCUCCCAUAUAGCAAUUUUAUGCAGAUAGUGUAAUCUAAAAUGUACAGAGUGAAUUGGCUUAGUAAAAAAAUCUUGAAAGCUACUGAUUGCAUCAUUCCAUGUCAGUAUAACAGAAGAUUAAUUCCUAAACAUCCAUGCCGUUCUAUUUGCAACAUUCACCACUACUGUUUUCUGUCAUAUUAGAUCCUCCAGUACAGUUUAAAGAUGAGCACUUUAAACUUUUUAAAAAUGUUUCUCUGAAGAAAAAGCUGCUCUUCAGGCUCGCUCAGUUUUACCAUCCAACUCCCAAGGACUUACUGAACUAAUACUGCUGCUGAAAAAUGUUAAAGUUGUGGGACUUUGAAGUUAUAAGACUGAUUUCAGAGAGCUCUGUGUCAAAGAGCUACAUGUAUACAGUACUGUGAUGUUCAUUGUGCCUACAGAUGACACAUCAGAACCAAUAAAACAGUGUGAACUUUUCUUUUAAUUUCUGCUCCCUCAAAAGCUCCUAGAAAAAUGUCUUCGUUCAUGACCUGAAGGGAGAUGAGUUUUUGAACUCACACCAAAAGCCCUUCACCUAUAAAACAAGUCAAACUGAAAAAAAGCUGACCCACACCUACAGGAACUCUCCUCUGAGGUUUUAAACAAGUUCACACUUGAAAGACUCUGCCUCUGAAGAGAGAGCUUAUUUAUUGCACAGUGCAUGCUGAGGAAACGAAGCACUUAAGAGACGAUAAUGUAUACAGCCAUAGUUUUAUCUUUUGAAUGAUAUGCCUAGUAAUCUUUUUUUUUCUUCCAGAGGAUGCUCAGCUGAGGAGAGAAGCUUUAGUCAAAAUAUGAGACUGAAUAUCUGCUGUAAUGAUCAAAUUGAAGACUUUGUUCCUUGUGCCUGGAUCAUGUUGUAUAUUACAGAAGGCUGAGGUUUUUUUUUUUUUUUUGAGGUGGGAGGGGGUUUAAGUUGUUUAUGUGUGGUUAGUAUGGUUAUGAUCCCAUUUAACAAAGAUUUAGGCCUGCCAAGGGACAGUUGCACAACUCUGGCUUAAAAGUUGAUGAGUUUUUAGUUUAAUUGUUGUUUUCCAAGAGCCUCACAAAUGUGUAUUUCUUUGUUUUAUUUCUGAAGGGUGUUGCAUUGUGUUUUGUAUUGUGUAAACGGGAUGUGUGACCGUUGCUGUCCUAUUAUUUGAAUGUCUUUGUAGCAUUGCCUAUAAUUAAGGGGAGAUAUUAAAUGAACUUAAACCA
Messenger RNA from Melanotaenia boesemani (Boeseman's rainbowfish), 4575 nucleotides. RefSeq names its product zinc finger RNA binding protein 2 (gene zfr2). The record is from RefSeq and is a predicted model, not a curated record. The coding region runs from base 52 to 3165 and encodes 1037 amino acids. Gene Ontology annotation, molecular function: zinc ion binding; double-stranded RNA binding; single-stranded RNA binding. NCBI's taxonomy places the organism in Eukaryota, Metazoa, Chordata, Actinopteri, Atheriniformes, Melanotaeniidae. The transcript has 19 exons. Gene Ontology annotation, cellular component: precatalytic spliceosome.